GGAAGUGCAAAAGAGAAAAUAAAAGAAAAUCAGCACCACAGCUAUUUUUUCAGCUUCAGCGCUUGUGAUAUAUGAUUCUAAGAACUAUGCAUGUGCAGUUAUAAAGUGCUUGUGAGCGUGAUGGAGCUUCAGCAGCAUUUUCCUGUGUCCGUGAAUGAUUAUGAAGAAAAUGAAGGAAAUGCAGAGAAGAGGGAGAAAAAUGAUGCUUUUAAAACAGAAGAUCUUUAUCAAAGUCUUCAGUUCCCACCUACUGCACACCAUGGAACUACUGACAGCACGACCCUGCUCUCAAAACGCUGUGAAAGAAAGUACGUGUUUUUACUGUUUGCUGUGAACGCUUUUAUCUCAGCCAUCAUCCUUGUCAUUGUGGGCUUAAACUACUCUCACAACAGAGAAACACAACCAAUAAAAGGACAAAAAGAAUUGUGGCUUCUCCAUGACAAUGUGUUUUAUUUGUUCUGGAGUAAGCAGAGUGAUUGCGGCUCUGCUGAGAGCUUCUGUUCUGAGAGGAAUGCCAGCCUGGCCAUUUUAACUGAGCAUAACAAGGCCUGGUUGAUGUCCAGAACCAAUGGAAAGCAAUUUUUAGUCUUGAGAGCCUCAUCAGAUGGAUCCGGAGGCACUGCUUCUGCACCAGUGGAUGAUGAAGAUUGUGACUGUGUCAUGACUUCAGUCUGAUCAGUUUGUUUUUGUUUUUCUGUCAAACAUUCUGCCAUGUGCUUGUGUGUUCCCGCCCCAUUGUUAUCUCAUUAAUCACUCUAGCUGCCUUCUCACCUGUGGCUCGUUAGCUCCUUAAUUGCUCCCCCUACUUAAGCUCCCUUUGUUUGCAGUCUUGUGUCUGAUCGUUGUGGUGUGAGGAUGCUACCAGUGUCUCCAGUCCAGUCCAGUCCAGUCCAGUCCAGUCCAGUCCAGUCCAGUCCAGUCCAGUCCAGUCCAGUCCAGUCCAGUCCAGUCCAGUCCAGUCCAGUCCAGUCCAGUCCAGUCCAGUCCAGUCCAGUCCAGUCCAGUCCAGUCCUGUCCAGUCCUGUCCAGUCCUGUCCUGUCCUGUCCUGUCCUGUCCUGUCCUGUCCUGUCCUGUCCUGUCUGUCUAGGCUCCAAGUUCAGCUGGUAUUUUUUUUAGUUUUUUCCUCUUCGUUCGCUCUGCCUUUUUGUUGUUUUUUUUUCCAGACCUCCGAACCCCUGUGCCGGGCCUGGUUCCUCCGGUGCAGUGUUUGGCAGUUCGCUCUCACCUGAUCCGCUGGAUCUGAUGUUGGACUCGAGCAGCAGGACUGUAGAAAGAGACUCUAUCAAGUUUCCCGGUUUUUGCUCCCAGCCUAAGAGGAGUGACUGGAGGCUGUUUUGAGUUUUUCUUCGGACGUUUUCUGUUCCUCCGCUCCGGUCAAGUUUUUGUUCCAUGUCUACUAAUAAACUAAGUUGAACCUGCAAUUGAAUCCGUGUUCGUUCCUGACAGACUGUGGCAUUUUGGCUGAGGAUGUUAACACAGGACAUGGAGAAGGAUUUGUGUGUGAGAGGAUAGUCAAAAAUAAUUGAUUUUGAUGACUUUUGAAGCUGCAAAGGAUGUACUGGACAGCUCCUUGGCUCAAAGUUCACCCUCCAGCAUGUAUAUGAGUUGUACUUCAUUUAUCAUGUUUUUUUUAAUGAAUAAAUCUCUUCUUUGUAACUACUAGACAGAA
This is a messenger RNA of Puntigrus tetrazona (Sumatra barb), 1670 nucleotides long. RefSeq lists its product as uncharacterized. The coding region runs from base 91 to 675 and encodes 194 amino acids. Lineage: Eukaryota; Metazoa; Chordata; Actinopteri; Cypriniformes; Cyprinidae. The transcript has 6 exons. The record is from RefSeq and is a predicted model, not a curated record.